Molecule: messenger RNA, 4544 nt
Organism: Lineus longissimus
Lineage: Eukaryota; Metazoa; Nemertea; Pilidiophora; Heteronemertea; Lineidae
Exons: 14
Coding region: 39-3086 (1015 amino acids)
Biological process (GO): regulation of cytokinesis; negative regulation of centriole elongation; ciliary basal body organization
Cellular component (GO): centriole
Source: RefSeq, a predicted model, not a curated record
GUUCGGUCUCACUUUUACUUGAAACCGCAAAUUUCAAAAUGGCGCGGAGCGAUUCGAGAUCCCCUAUUGACACGAUGGAGGAACUUAUUGAAUUCUUUGAUAGUCAGAGCUCUUCACAUGAUAACCUGAAUGCCAGCUUUGUUGAUGGUUUACUCAACCCACCUUCAGGAUAUGUAUCCCAGAUGAGAGUUCAUGGCACACCACUGCUGCCACCUCUUAUGACCAAGAAACGAAAAGAGGAAUGUCUGACAUAUCGCCAUCAGGCAGUAUUGGCGGAGACCCGGCUCAGGGCACGAAAGAAGGAUGAACUCUUAGCAAAAGUACAAGAAGCAUUAGAGAGUGUAACGAAUCCCCACUCCAAAGAAAGUAUCUUCCGAGACAUGAGGGGUCAAAUCUCAGUGAGCAGUGCCAUGGAUUUCGACGAGGGUAUUGUGCGCCCAGAUAACAUUACAUCAGCACUUUCACCAGAUCGUGAGAGGGAGGCACCGUCAAUGAAAUUCAGCGAGACUCUUACUAGUACUAUUUCAGACUUUGGAUCAAUGGGUAUAACAUCGAGUUAUAUGUUCCAAAGCAGUGAUAGUAGCGAGUGCCAGACGACAGUGAUUGCUCGUGAUGAGGAUAGUCAUUUCAAACAGGUUGUGCGUAGUCUGAAGGAAGAGAGGGAAAGAGACCAGACAGAGAGAGAGGGAGAUUCAAGCAUUCCUGUAGCUCUAGGGACCAAUGAACCGGAUCUUCAGAAAAAGUUAGAUGACAUACCUCCGUUGAUUAGAGCGUCCGAUCCCAGGGGCGGUGCUGUUGUUGGACAAGACGCAGACAACAACUCAUCGCUGUUGAGUCGGGUGAAUCUCAGUAUGGAUGAGCAACCAGGUGUGGAGGCCAUCGUUAAUGGUUUACCAGGGACUGGUAGCGGGACAUCUUCUGAAAAGUCACUCAGUCGGGAUGAUACUGGUGUUAAUUCAGCUGCACGUCGCAGACGGCGAAAUGAAUCUGGUAGUUCAAAAUCUAGUAGUGCCUAUGAUGAUGACAAUUUGAGUGAAUAUCGUGAGCUGCCUGCUGCUGGUCAGAGUAAGGUUCUCGGGAAGGCUCUUGAUGUCUUGAAAGAUGUCGCUGAAUCCAAUAAUGAAAGAUUAGACAAUGGUGUUGUUGAACAAAGUAAAGAAAAUCUUGAUCGUCAAAUGUUUCUUUCUGGUGAUAGCAAUCUAAUGUGUACUGCCAGCACAGACAUUAUGCAGUAUAUGAAGACAUCAGUCGGUACAAUGGCUAGUUCUACAAAUACUCUCCAGGGGAGCCCCUGUCAGCCUGAUGAGGAUGCUAGGACUCUCACAAAUGCAUCUGUGGGUGUGUCUGCCCAUGUGUCACGGGCAGACACUGGUACUUUACCUUUUAAUGUUGUUCAAAUAGCUGGUGUAGAAACUGGCGAAUCUUCAACAGAUCCGGCAGGAAAAACGCAUGGAGCUGUGCAGGAUGAGUCAGUGCAGAUUGGUUAUGGAGGAGUUUCGUCACGUCGAGGAAAGCAGGAUCACUUGCAACGCUACCUUCAGCAGUUGAGUCAGCAGCCGACGAUGAAUCCCAAUCAGAGAACGAGUGCAAACCUUGAGGAAUUAGGUACACAAGUGACAGAGAUGUCCAUCACUACAGAUAUGAACACUGUCAGGCCAUUUUCUUGCAACUUUGAAGUCAAUGCUACCAUGCCUGAGGAAGAUCUUUUGCAGUACCAGGCAUCACAUUUUGAAGAAAUGCGCAAACGCUUAGAGUUGCAACAACGUCAACAAUUGAAUCAGCUUCUAUGGGAACAACAAAAUGAACAGUUAAUGCUUCAGCAGGAUUUGUUAGAUCAAGAGGAGCGUGUUCGUCGUGCACAGCGUAAACUCCUUGAGCAACAAACUGGGUCUUUGCCAUCGGGGUUGCAGCAGAUAACCCAGGGGUCACCUGUUCCACAUUACGAGAGCAGCAGCGAGGAUGAGUUUUCACAACGAAGUCCAUACAUAAGGAGUGAUGAGUCGAAAAGUGUUGAUGUUAAUAGCGGGCAUUCUCAAGAGAUCGAUCCACUUGCUGAUCGAAGUGAGAUGAUGCGGCAGUCUGAGCCAGCAUACCUCCAUGGCCAUGGGCAGACGUCCCCAGUCUUGCGACGAAGACCAAUCAUCAAAGUGCCAGAAAAGCCACAGGAUAAAAAUAAGAGACUGAAAUCACCACAGCGGGUAAUCUUGGUGGUUAAUGAAAAACACUGCAUGGCCCUUGCCCCAGAGAUGAAACCAAAGUUUGACCGGAUAUCAGCCUGUGUGAAAGGUUACUUAACAAGACGACUGCUGAGAACUGAAAAGGUUCAGGAUCUUAUCAAAACCAUCAAGGAUACUGCUGAGUUUGCUAUAAGCUUCCAGUCUGAGACACCUAUCAAAAAAGGCAUUUAUUCUGUGCAGGACAUCACUCUGCAAGAACGGGUCAUAGCGCAGCUGCGGGCAGCUUUGUUAGAGAUCCAUGAGAUUUUCUUUGACCUUCCCCUACCACAACGUCUUGCUGUCAUCACUCACUCACGGCAACUCGAGGAGGAGAGGCGGCUAAAAGAAAUGCUGCUACGACGACAGGGUAAUCGACGUAGCGGUAAUUUUAGCAGUAUCCCUGUAAAACACAAGCAAGAAGAAAGGAAGAUUAGUGCUGCUACUGUUAAAAUGAUGGAGAGAAAGAAAAAGGCGAAAAGUGCAGAGGACACAGUGUUCAAUUACGCACAGCAAGCAAGACCAAAGACGGCACCCCCUGAUCAAAAACGGCUCAAGACUUUAGAUAUCAGCGGGCCACUACGACGUCAGUUUCAAUCUAUUUUCAAUAGGGCUCUGCGACCAAUUCAAGGACAGACAAGCCCGGUUAAACCGGUGAAGGAAGAGAUAGUAAAGUCUCUGUCUGUUGACCGACCCAAGACGGCACCGGCAAAGCCUACUCUGCAUAGGGAAACAUCAUUGAAGUCUAAGAGGACAGACGUCUCUUCAGGAACCAGGAAAACUGCAACUAAAACGACCACUCAAGCAAGCAAGGCCAAGUACUCAAACACAGCUAAGACAACAUCAGUUGUCAACAACAAACUCAGGAGGUAGAAUAAGUGUAGAGAUGACAAUGAAAACUAUUUUGUUGGAUAAGAGCAAGGAGUUGAGAAGAAAAAGAAAACCGACACACAGCAUUUAAUAGAUUAGAAAUUCGUAAUAUAGUCCUAUUACAUGUAGAUUAGUCUAGAUCACUGCAGGUAGUUUUUGAUUAAAGGGACCACUUGGGUGUGGGAUUUAAGUGGCCAGGAGGAUAAUGCAUCUUCUCACCACCAUGCACCGCCUCAUGUAGCCUUGUAUUGUGCCUUUAAUUUUCCUGCUGAUUUGUAAUAGUACAUUCGUGAUGUACUGCCAUGUUGAGUAUUUGUAAACCCUUGAGGGAAGUAAGAUAAGAAAUACGAUAUAUGCCAAAGGUUUUUGCUGGCAUUUGUAGUUUGCUUGGUACUUGACAUUGUUUUGAUCAUACUGGACAUUACAAUUAUAGCUAGGCUUUUUGUAAAUAGAAAAACUUGGUCCUGUUAAUUGUGAUAGUGGUUUCUUGUGCUUCCUAUGAAAUAAUGUUUAUAGUAAUCCUUCCAGUCAUUGCUCUUCCCAAACCACUGGCCAGGAAGUUGACUUAAUGGUACUUUGUUGAUAUAUGUUAUGCAGUAUCCUGGUCAAUUAGGUGCAUAUCACUUCUGAAAACUGGUAUGUGUAGUGGGAUAAACAUGUACAUCUGCACACGCCUUUCACUGUUCUUGUGUCCACUUUUCCCGUGUAAGAGAAACUGCAUUCAAAGAGGAGUAUGCGUUGAUUUCGUGGAAGAUAAUGCUGACACCUUUGAAGUCUUAUGGGCUCAUGACUGGGUUUACAGUACUUAAAAAUUGAUUGGCUAUAUCUGAAUUAAAAAUUGGAGCUUGGUUGACUUACUCAGUUGCAGCUGGUCUGCAUGGCUAUAAUUUACUUACUCUUGUUAACCUUUGUAUAUAAUAUUGAACACUCGUUGUGUUUCUUUGUUAAAUGCUGAUGAAAUAUGUUAGUCCUGACCGGAGUAUAUCAAGGGCUUGGAUGCUAAUUACUUCAGUAAUUAUGUGCUGGCCCAAGUGUCUGUUUAUUUCACAUGGGAAUGUUUACAAUUUGGUGCCUUUGCACAAUUUCUUCUCUUUCAUUUGACAUCAUUCUGUUUUUUCACACCAUUUAUUGAUGGCACAAAACUUGAAUCGAGGGUUGGACGUAAUGAUACAAAUGUGUCACAUAAUAGCUGGCAUUCUUGAAUUUUGCGCAAUAAAGUAUAAUAGAGGUCUUCUGCAGACCAAAUGGUUUCUCUGAUAUCCAUUUGAAGGCAUGACCAUGACCAACUCGGCCUUUUGGUGUAUGGGUUUCCUUUCGGCUAACUUGCAAAUUUGUUAGUUGCAGCAAUUCUUAUUUUUUUGUCCAUCAUUGUCACAUUUUUGAGAUGUAAACAAUUGGUUUUCUUUGUGUAAAUAAGUCGCUUGUCACCAUUCCAAUUGCAUCGACUCAUUGCAGGUGAAU